AUGUCUAACGGAGAAACUUAUGAGUUCCAAGCUGAGAUUACUCAGUUGAUGAGUUUGAUCAUCAACACUGUCUACUCCAACAAGGAGAUCUUCUUGAGAGAAUUGAUCUCGAACGCGUCCGAUGCUUUGGACAAGAUCAGAUACCAGGCUCUUUCGGACCCCAAGCAAUUGGAGACUGAACCAGAGCUAUUCAUCAGAAUCACCCCAAGACCUGAGGAAAAGGUUUUGGAAAUCAGAGACUCUGGUAUCGGUAUGACCAAGGCCGACCUGAUCAACAACCUGGGUACGAUCGCCAAGUCUGGUACCAAGGCGUUUAUGGAGGCCCUAUCGGCUGGUGCCGAUGUUUCAAUGAUUGGUCAAUUCGGUGUUGGUUUCUACUCGCUGUUUUUGGUGGCCGACAAAGUGCAGGUCAUUUCUAAACACAAUGACGACGACCAGUACAUCUGGGAGUCCAACGCUGGCGGUUCUUUCACUGUGACCCUCGACGAGCAAAACGAAAGAUUGGGCAGAGGCUCUGUUCUAAGACUUUUCCUAAAGGAUGACCAACUUGAGUACCUGGAGGAGAAGAGAAUCAAGGAGGUUGUCAAGAGACACUCCGAGUUCGUCGCCUACCCAAUCCAGCUGGUUGUUACCAAGGAGAUUGAGAAGGACGUUCCAGUCGCUGAGGAGGAGAAGACUGAAGAAAAGUCUGAGGACGACAAGAAGCCAAAGCUGGAAGAAGUUGACGAGGACGAGGAGGGCGAGAAGAAGUCCGACACCAAGAAGGUCAAGGAGACUGUUAAGGAGCUAGAAGAGCUGAACAAGACCAAGCCUUUGUGGACUAGAAACCCAUCCGAGGUCACCCAAGAAGAGUACAACGCUUUCUACAAGUCCAUUUCUAACGACUGGGAAGACCCACUAGCGGUCAAGCACUUCUCCGUGGAGGGUCAGCUAGAGUUCAGAGCCAUUCUCUUUGUGCCAAAGAGAGCUCCUAUGGACUUGUUCGAGUCUAAGAAGAAGAAGAACAACAUCAAGCUGUACGUCCGUCGUGUCUUCAUCACUGAUGAGGCUGAGGAGCUCAUCCCAGAGUGGUUGAGCUUCGUUAGAGGUGUUGUCGACUCUGAGGACUUGCCAUUGAACUUGUCCAGAGAAAUGCUACAACAGAACAAGAUCAUGAAGGUGAUCAGAAAGAACAUCGUCAAGAAGUUGAUUGAAACCUUCAACGAGAUUGCUGAGGACUCUGAGCAAUUCGACAAGUUCUACUCUGCCUUCUCCAAGAACCUGAAGUUGGGUAUUCACGAGGACACUCAAAACAGAACUGCAUUGGCUAAGCUGUUGCGUUACAACUCUACUAAGUCUGUUGAUGAGAUGACUUCUCUGACUGACUACAUCACUAGAAUGCCAGAGCACCAGAAGAACAUCUACUUUAUCACUGGUGAGUCUUUGAAGGCUGUUGAGAAGUCUCCAUUCUUGGACGCUUUGAAGGCUAAGAACUUUGAAGUCCUAUUCUUGGUUGACCCUAUCGACGAAUACGCCUUCACUCAGCUGAAGGAGUUUGAGGGUAAGCCACUAGUGGACAUCACCAAGGACUUCGAGCUAGAAGAGACUGAGGAGGAGAAGGCUGAGAGAGAGAAGGAGGCCAAGGAGUUCGAGAAGUUGGCUGAAGCCUUGAAGGAGGUUUUGGGCGAGCGUGUCGAGAAAGUCGUCGUCUCCCACAAGUUGGUUGACGCUCCUGCCGCCAUCAGAACUGGUCAAUUCGGCUGGUCUGCUAACAUGGAGAGAAUCAUGAAGGCCCAGGCCUUGAGAGACUCUUCUAUGUCAUCUUACAUGUCUUCUAAGAAGAUCUUCGAGAUUUCUCCUAAGUCCCCUAUCAUCAAGGAGCUGAAGAAGAGAGUUGAGGACAACGGCGCUCAGGACAGAACUGUCAAGGACUUGACCAACCUGUUGUACGAGACUGCUUUGUUGACCUCUGGCUUCACCUUGGAGGAGCCAGCCUCCUUCGCCACAAGAAUCAACAGACUGAUUUCUUUGGGUUUGAACAUCGAUGAAGAUGAGGAGGAAGCCGCUCCUGAGGCCUCUACUUCCGCUCCAGUUGAGGAGGUCCCAGCUGAAACCGAAAUGGAAGAGGUGGACUAA
This is a messenger RNA of Lachancea thermotolerans CBS 6340, 2115 nucleotides long. RefSeq names its product Hsp90 family chaperone HSP82 (gene HSP82). Gene Ontology annotation, molecular function: ATP-dependent protein folding chaperone; ATP hydrolysis activity; ATP binding. The transcript has a single exon. Gene Ontology annotation, biological process: protein folding; protein stabilization; cellular response to heat. Gene Ontology annotation, cellular component: protein-containing complex; plasma membrane; cytosol. The record is from RefSeq and is a predicted model, not a curated record. Bases 1 to 2115 code for a protein of 704 amino acids. Lineage: Eukaryota; Fungi; Ascomycota; Saccharomycetes; Saccharomycetales; Saccharomycetaceae.